Molecule: messenger RNA, 991 nt
Organism: Gorilla gorilla gorilla (western lowland gorilla)
Lineage: Eukaryota; Metazoa; Chordata; Mammalia; Primates; Hominidae
Gene: RNASE9
Product: ribonuclease A family member 9 (inactive)
Exons: 1
Coding region: 15-632 (205 amino acids)
Biological process (GO): defense response to Gram-positive bacterium
Molecular function (GO): nucleic acid binding
Source: RefSeq, a predicted model, not a curated record
UGUCUGCAGGAAAAAUGAUGAGAACUCUGAUCACCAUACACCCACUGCCCCUGCUUCUAUUGCUGCAGCAGCUGCUGCAGCCAGUGCAGUUUCAAGAGGUGGAUACAGAUUUUGAUUUCCCAGAAGAAGAUAAAAAAGAAGAAUUUGAGGAGUAUUCGGAACAAUUUUUUAGUAUAGGGCCCACCAGACCACCUACCAAAGAAAAAGUCAAAAGACGUGUCCUUAUUGAACCUGGAAUGCCACUAAAUCAUAUAGAGUACUGUAAUCAUGAAAUCAUGGGAAAAAAUGUUUACUACAAACACCGUUGUGUGGCAGAACAUUACUUCCUUCUUAUGCAAUAUGACGAGCUCCAAAAAAUCUGUUACAACAGAUUUGUGCCAUGUAAGAAUGGAAUUAGGAAAUGUAACAGGAGCAAAGGUCUUGUAGAAGGAGUGUAUUGUAAUUUAACAGAAGCAUUUGAAAUACCAGCGUGUAAAUACGAAUCACUUUAUAGGAAGGGCUAUGUCCUUAUCACUUGUUCAUGGCAAAAUGAAAUGCAAAAACUUAUUCCUCAUACUAUAAAUGAUCUCGUGGAGCCACCUGAACACAGAAGUUUCCUCAGUGAGGAUGGUGUCUUUGUCAUACCGCCCUAGCAGAGCGUUCUCUGAGAGCUUAGGGUGGGAGGAAUAUUUCUCUCCAUACUGAUCCUUAUAGAUCAAAGUUGAGAAUGGUAAUUUUGCUUCCAUUCACUUUAAUCACCCACUUUCCUUUCUUCCUUUCCCAACACCUCACGAAAGCACCUUAGGCUAGGUUCACAGACGGUGCUCUGAGAUGUGGUCUCAUGCGGGUCCCAUAAGUUAGCAUGCCUUGAAUGUGUUAUGGAUACAGAUGCCUGCAGUGGAAGGAUGACCAGCACCAAGAGGAAAAGGAAAUGGUUGCUUGAAGUGUGCUCCAAAGACACAUCCAUGUGAUUCUCUAGUUCAGCAGAAAGAAUAAAAAUUGCUUCAAUCUA